AAAAGAAAAAGAAAGAUUAUAACCGAAAAGUUCCACCAUCAAAAGCAGAGAGCUUCGUCACCUUCAUCUCUGCAACUUUCCCUCCCGAGCUUUUCUCUCUGUGAGGUUUCCCCAGUAGCUCGAUCGAAUUCGGAAACCUCUUUUGUACCUUUCCAUCAGCUUGUGACCAUCAGUCUGGAAGUUCACCGGAUCUGUAGAAUUUGUUUUGUGAAUAGUAAGUACCAUAUAUAAUUCAACAUCAACCAGCACAGUUUUCUUACACAAGCAUCUGGCUCCUGCAAACUGGAAUAUGUCAAGUGGACCAGUUAGACGUGUCUCACGUCAAGAUAUACAACUGGUGCAAAACCUUAUUGAGCGAUGCCUUCAGCUCUACAUGAACCAGAAGGAAGUGGUGGAAACUCUACUGGAACAAGCAAAAAUAGAGCCUGGUUUCACGGAACUUGUUUGGCAGAAGCUUGAGGAAGAGAAUCGAGAAUUCUUCAGGGCUUAUUACCUGAGGUUAAUGGUAAAGCAACAAAUAAUAGAAUAUAACAGGUUGCUUGAACAACAGGCGCGGUUGAUGCACCAGUUACACUCGACAGGAGUUUCUUCAAUUCCUACCUCCAAUGGAUCUCAUAUCCCAUCGAUGCAUCAAAACUCAACAUGCUAUCCCCCAGACAGUGUGGGACCAGCAUUGAAGACAGAAAACUUACACCAUCAAGUUGGUUCCUGCUUACCUAAUCCAUUUACUAAUGGCGCGUCUUCAUUGCACAAUAGUAUGGAGAAUGCUGUUAAAAUGUCUGCUCAUACCAACAGGAUUGAUGUCCCACCAAACAUGCUUUCGACUCAGAGCACCAACAUGGGGGGGCUGAUGCAAGGAAUGAAUGGGGGAAUUAUAAAAUCAGAAGUUGGAUAUUCAGGCACUUCUUACAUGUAUGGUGCUGAUGGCAGCAACCUGGAAACACGGCCCAAUAUGGGAGAUGCUUCUGUUGCACCUUUCAAUAGCGUAGAGUCCAAUUCACAACCCCUAAAUGAAUCACUUCUUGAUUCAGACUCUUCCUCGUUUGGUUUAUUAAGUCAGAUUCCUCGAAGUUUCAGCCUCUCAGAUCUGACAUUGGAUUUUUCUCAAAGUUCAGAUAUAUUGGAGAGCUAUCCUCGAUCACCUUUCUUGGCUGCAGAUAAUGAAAACUUCAUGGAGUCUCGUGAAAGAGAACAUCAAGGAGACAAUAACAGGCUGGACACCAUUUCAGAAGGCGUAAGUUAUGAAGAUUUUGGCAGUGAAUAGUCAUGUAAUUUCAAAGUCAACUUUUGUGCUAGGACCGGACGAACAUAUACAUAGCAUUCAAGAUUUUUAUAGUUUUCAGAAGCUGAAACUUGUACUCUUUCAAGAUUUUGGUUGGUGUAGAACUCACUGAUGUAGUGAGAAUUUGACAGUAGAAUGCUUCUUUCAAAGUGGAAACUGGACAGCAAGGUGGAAACUCUUGAUGGAAAUGUGUUUGUGACUUUGCACGUGCUGCAUGCAUCUGUGAUGAUUGGUUCGUUGUGGUAAAUUUACCUUUGAAAAAAAAUAUAAUUUGUGUACUUGUCCAACGAAAGAGAGAAAGUUGUGAUGGUUAAUAAAGAAAAGUAUGUAUUUUGGCUUAAGUUAAUAAAGAGUUUUAGUUGUAUGUGUUUAUAUAGAUCUUGUUAUUGACUUUUAUAUAAUGGAAGACUUUCAUCUUA
Rosa chinensis is the source of this 1701-nucleotide messenger RNA. RefSeq lists its product as uncharacterized. The transcript has 8 exons. The record is from RefSeq and is a predicted model, not a curated record. Bases 290 to 1264 code for a protein of 324 amino acids. Lineage: Eukaryota; Viridiplantae; Streptophyta; Magnoliopsida; Rosales; Rosaceae.